CAGAACAUACAAGACUGGUGGAUGAUGUUACAAUUAGCAUGAAACUGUAAGCACUGUUUGUUUACACAAUCAAGUCUAAUGAUGAUAUUUGGAGCAUCAAACUAAAGAGAAUGAAAAGAUUUGAGCAUUAAUGACGCCCUAACUAAACUAUAACUAAACUAGAGUCUCUAACCAACAACAAAGUAUGGUGGUGGUGCUCGUCAUUGCCUAAUCCAGAAGGUGAAAUACUACUGGUUUGUUUCACAAUGUCCUCGUCUGUCCACAACUACAAACGUAUAAAAACUAUGUAAUAGGACACUUUUUGGAUGGGAUAAUUAUAAGGGGAAACAGGAACCAAACACCAACAGACAUAUGAUGAAUACCAUUACAAGCAGUUCAAUAAAUUCGCAGAAUGACAGGAUGAUAAAGGAAAAUCUGCUGCAGGUGAUCUUGUGUCUGCUUACAGUAAAUCGAGCGUUGGCAUGAUGUAAUUGGUGAAGUGGUGGUGGUGAUGUCAGCUAGUGAAUGGCUAAUAGCAGAUCUUUGAAAACUCUCUUAGAAAGUUUGGUUAGAUAUAAAUGAUAAAGAUGGUAAACAGUAAGCAUAAAGUAGUUUAGGUUUAUGCAUAAUAUGUGAUUUUAUUUGCGUAGCUGAGUGCAGUCUUAAAAUGACAUAUUUGUGGUUCUGUGACAUCAUCAGUGUCAGAUUGAAACAAUUUAUUGAACAAUAAAUGAUUUUUCAUGGGAUCAAAAAAUAAUUCUUCUUAGGCAAAGGACCUUUCAUAGCAUCUUUAUUAAGCGUUUAGGUUGUGAUUUAAGAGAAGAUUCAGUGUGGAGUAGGAGGCAGGUUAUUACUGACUAUCUUUCCAUCCAACUUGCAAAUUAAAUUAAUGCAAAACAUUGAAAUAAUUAUAUUCAGUUUUCUGGUGGUCAGUGACAGAGAUGUCAGAGAUGUCCCACCUGCAGCUGCUGAGACCCAACACAUCUGUUCAACAAGAGUCCCUGUGCAAAAUGAUACUUGUUUUAUAUGCAUUUAUAUGCUUUUCUGAAUUCACCGACACGUUUUGCUUGACAAAUGAGCAUCAUUACUUCUGCUUUACAUGAAAUUAAAAUGGGAUAGACAAGAGGAGAGAGAUAUUUACCUCUGGUCACAGAUGAAGAACACAGAACAGUUCAGAAAGAAGAAGAAGAAAACAGCAAAUAUAUCAAGGACUUCAUCUGUUCAUCUGUUCAACAUGUGGAUGUCUGGACUUCUCUUUGUACUUUUAGGAAUGGAUGUUUGCUUUUCUAAUUCAGGCUCCCCAGGAUCUAAUUCCCAAUCAACCACUCGAGGAACUACUGUUAAUUCCCCAUCAACCCCAUCCACUCGAGGAACUAAUGUUAAUUCCCAAUCAAGCCCAUCCACUCCAGGAACUAAUGUUAAUUCCCAAUCAAGCCCAUCCACUCAAGAUAAUUUGGCAUUACGAGGACAGGCUAUACAAUCAUCCACAUAUAGGGUAGCAGCAAAUGCCAUUGACUCUUUACCUUACACCUGCAUCCGUACGCUCCAAUCUGAUAACCCCUGGUGGAGAGUGGAUCUUCUGCAUUCGUACAUCAUCUCUCGAGUCGUCAUCACUAACAGAAAAGACUGCUGUGGGGGUCGACUAAGUGGAGCAGAAAUUCAUAUUGGAAACUCUUUGGAAAACGACGGCAACAAUAAUCCAAGAUGUGCUGUGCUGAAUGAUAUUCCACUGGGUCAAUCUCUGUCUGUGUCCUGUGACAAUAUGGAGGGACAAUAUGUGAAUCUCAUUAUACCUGGAAGUUCAAAAGUCCUCUCAAUCUGUGAAGUGGAGGUGUAUGAGAAAGACUUGAGGAAAACCUUUGUGAUGAUGCAAUUUGUCUCCAGUGUGAAUAUGACUGAUCCAGCUGUCAGUAACACGAUUCUUAAUCAGCUAAAUACCACUUUGACUUCUAAAGGACUCUCAGAUUUUACACUGACCUGGACAAAACUCCCUCAGAAAGUCAAACCGAAGAUUAAACUGGAUGGCCCAUGUGUUUAAGAACCUAAAUAAUCCUAAAUAAACAAACAAUCUUUGAUGAAAAAGACUUAGUUUAGUUAAAAUUAUAUUUGUUAGUUAGUUAGUUUCCUAUUUUAAUUUAGUUAAAGUUUUAUUUGUUUGUUUAUUUUAGUUAUUGGUAACUGAUUGGUGUGAUUAUUUAUUUUUCUUUCAUUGCCUUCCUCAUCAUAUUAAAUUAUUUGUAGUUUAUUAAUGAUUAUGGAUUUGUGAUACAGUUACACCGACAUCUUUGGUCUUCUUCAGAAUGUCAUGGAGCUGAUGAAGACAUAAUGUCAAUAAAAUAAGUUAAAUGUACAUCUGCAUUUAGUUCAUGAACUAUAUUAUUUGGUUGAAGAACUAUUAAUAUAUUUUGAGCAUUACUAUUUAUUAAUUACUGUUUAUUGUUGUUGCUGUUUUAUAAAAGCAAUAAACCACUGUGCAUUACUGUGAUCUGUGACUUUAUCAUGGCCAAGUACUCAAAAUCUCUCUAAUACAUGGCCCUUUGCUUUAACUUUUGCUUUGCUUAUCAAAAAUUAUGUAAAUAAGUGAUCCAAUGUAAUAUACAUACAUUUAUAGUGAGGAUUUGACAAAGUGAAUUCACAUUUUCUUUUUUACCAAAAUUAUAUUUGGGACAUCCAAAUUCCUUCAAAAGUCAGAAAUAAAUCAAGGGUAACAUUCAACCAUUAAAACUUAUUUAUAUAAAGGAAGGGAAAAAACACUAGUGUGUACCUUCUCUGGAGCUGUUCCAGAACUGACACGAUUUGCUGACACUGUAGCUGUCUUUAAGACUCGGCUAAAAACCCAUCUCUUUCGCCAUUACCUCACUCCCUAAUAUAGGACUUACUAUCUUUCUCUAUUUACCUUUCUCUUUA
Messenger RNA from Paramisgurnus dabryanus, 2886 nucleotides. RefSeq lists its product as uncharacterized. The record is from RefSeq and is a predicted model, not a curated record. NCBI's taxonomy places the organism in Eukaryota, Metazoa, Chordata, Actinopteri, Cypriniformes, Cobitidae.